Messenger RNA from Guillardia theta CCMP2712, 1695 nucleotides. RefSeq names its product heat shock protein 70. Gene Ontology annotation, molecular function: misfolded protein binding; ATP hydrolysis activity; heat shock protein binding. NCBI's taxonomy places the organism in Eukaryota, Cryptophyceae, Pyrenomonadales, Geminigeraceae. Gene Ontology annotation, cellular component: cytoplasm. The coding region runs from base 1 to 1695 and encodes 564 amino acids. Gene Ontology annotation, biological process: protein refolding; cellular response to unfolded protein. The transcript has 19 exons. The record is from RefSeq and is a predicted model, not a curated record.
AUGGCGGCCGUGGGCAUUGACUUGGGAACCACGUUCUCAUGCUGUGCGAUCUUCAGAGACAACAGAGUUGAGGUGAUCCCGAACUCCGAUGGAGGGAGGACGACGCCAUCAUGGGUCAGUUUCGUGCAAAGCGGAGACUGCGAGCGGCUGGUGGGAGUCACAGCAAAACAUCAGGCGGCCAGUAACCCCAAGAACACGGUCAACGACGCAAAGAGGCUGAUAGGCAGACUGUGGAGUGAUCAGGGACUGCAGGAAGACAUGUCCCGCCUGACCUACGACGUCGAGGAAGGCGAGGAGGAGAAGCCGCAGAUUGUGCUGACGGUGAGAGGAGAAAAGAAGCGGUUCGCUCCCGAGCAGAUCUCAGCCAUGGUGUUGGAGAACUUGAAGAAGUCUGCCGAGACGUUCCUCGGAUGUGCUGUAGAGCAAGCGGUCAUAACAGUCCCUGCACACUUCAACGAUGCUCAACGACAGGCGACGAAAGACGCAGGAGCGAUUGCUGGGUUGAAGGUUCUUCGAAUCAUCAACGAGCCGACGGCCGGAGCCCUCGCGUACGGUCUUGACAAAAAGGAAGGGAGUGACGGGGGGAGAAAAGUCAUCAUCUUUGACCUCGGAGGAGGAACUUUUGAUGUCUCAAUCCUGGCAAUGGAGGACGGUCUAUUCGAGGUCAAGGCAACAGGUGGCAACACCCGACUUGGCGGAGAAGACUUUGACAGGAAUGUUGCAACGUUCCUGGUCAAACAUUUCAAGAAAGAAAACCCUGGCUCAACUGUGAGUGAAAGAGCUACAAGGAGAUUGUUGGCGGCGGUCGAGAAAGCAAAGUGUACACUCUCCGUGACAACAUCGGCAGAGAUUGAGGUUGACUCGUUCACUGACGGCAAGGACUUUCAUACCACCCUGUCAAGAGCUAAGUUUGAAUCUCUCAAUGCGGAUGAGUUCUCUUCAUGCAUGGAUGUCGUCAAAGCAGUUCUCAAGGACGCAAACAUGCCGAAAGAAAGCAUUGACGACGUGGUCCUGGUUGGCGGCAGCACAAGAAUCCCGAAGAUCCGUCAGAUGCUCUCAGAAUUCUUUGGCGGCAAGGAGCUUUGCUCUAGCAUCAACCCCGACGAGGCCGUUGCUGUAGGAGCAGCGAUCCAAGCCCACAUUCUUGGUCUGCUCCUGCUCCUGCUCCUUCUAGUCACUCCUCUCAGUCUUGGCAUCGAGACUGAGGGUAGAGUCAUGAGCACAGUCGUCAAGAGGAACACGCCCAUCCCCGCGAGCAAGCAGAGUGUCUUCACAACCACUGAGGACUGGCAGACUGAGAUCGACGUCUGCGUGUUCGAAGGCGAGAGAGCAUCUACUGACGGCAACCAUCUCCUCGGCAAGUUCGUCAUCUCGGGCGUCGAGCGAGCCAAGGCAGGGGUCCCCCAAAUCCUCGUCACUUUCGACAUCGACGCCAACGGCAUCCUCAAAGUCACUGCUAUGGACAAGGUGACCAACGCCAAGGCCAACAUCGUCAUCAGCAACAGGGGAAGGAACUCCGACGAGGACAUCCAGAAGAUGGUGGAGGAGGCGAAGUUGAUGCAGGAGGAGGACGAGCGAUUCAGGAGGAAGCAGGAGCUGAUCCUCGGGGCUGGCGACGAGGGGCUGCCAUACCAGGACGCAAGCGAGGAGGAGCUCAGGAAGAAGAUCGAGGAGCUCAGCAUCAAGAUCAAGUGA